Cetraspora pellucida is the source of this 190-nucleotide messenger RNA. The record is from the annotation of a GenBank genome assembly. Lineage: Eukaryota; Fungi; Glomeromycota; Glomeromycetes; Diversisporales; Gigasporaceae.
AAAAUCUAAAACAGCAAUCAAAAAACCUAAACCCAAAACAGUAACAGAAAAUCUAAAUAAAUAUAAAAGUGAUUUAGUAAUCAAAAAUUCAAGUGGUGACAAAGAACCUAAAACAGAGAUCAAGCAAAGAUCACAAACUCAAAGUGGUGGCAAAGAACCUAUAGUAGCCCAAAACAGUAAUAACAACUAA